Molecule: messenger RNA, 1891 nt
Organism: Choloepus didactylus (southern two-toed sloth)
Lineage: Eukaryota; Metazoa; Chordata; Mammalia; Pilosa; Megalonychidae
Gene: SERPINC1
Product: serpin family C member 1
Exons: 7
Coding region: 115-1512 (465 amino acids)
Biological process (GO): regulation of blood coagulation
Molecular function (GO): serine-type endopeptidase inhibitor activity
Source: RefSeq, a predicted model, not a curated record
CCCACCACAGCCUCUGGAACCUCCGUCAGAUUUAGGGGAAAGAACCAGUUUUCAGAGAGACUGCCUCAGACCACACUAUCUCCACUCACCCAGCCCUGUGGCAGAUUCACGAUCAUGUUUUCCAUUGGGGAAGGAACUAUAGCUGCUGGAAAAAGGAAGGUAUGUCUUCUCUCCUUGCUGCUCAUCAGCCUCUGGGGCUGUGCAACCUGUCAUGGGGGCCUUGUGGAGGACAUCUGCACAGCUAAGCCUCGGGACAUUCCUGUGAAUCCCAUGUGCAUUUACCGCUCUCCAGAGAAGAAGGCAGCUGAGGAUGAAGGCUCAGAGCAGAAGAUCCCGGAGGCCACCAAUCGGCGGGUCUGGGAAUUGUCCAAGGCCAACUCCCGCUUUGCCACCACCUUCUAUCAGCACCUGGCAGACUCCAAAGAUGACAAUGACAACAUUUUCCUGUCACCUCUGAGUAUCUCCACAGCUUUUGCCAUGACCAAGCUGGGUGCCUGUGACAACACCCUCAAGCAGCUGAUGGAGGUCUUUAAGUUCAAUACCAUCUCUGAGAAGACAUCUGAUCAGAUCCACUUCUUCUUUGCCAAACUGAAUUGCCGACUCUAUCGAAAAGCCAACAAAUCCUCUGAGUUGAUAUCAGCCAACCGCCUUUUUGGAGACAAAUCCCUUACCUUCAAUGAGACCUACCAGGACAUCAGUGAGGUAGUAUAUGGAGCCAAGCUCCAGCCCCUUGACUUCAAGGAAAAUGCAGAGCAGUCCCGAGUGACCAUCAACAACUGGGUGGCCAAUAAGACUGAAGGGCGUAUCACAGAUGUCAUUCCCCAAGAAGCCAUCAAUGAGCUCACUGUCAUGGUGCUGGUUAACACCAUUUACUUCAAGGGCCUGUGGAAGUCAAAGUUCAGCCCUGAGAACACAAGGAAGGAAUUGUUUUACAAGGCUGAUGGGGAGACGUGUUCAGCAUCUAUGAUGUACCAGGAAGGCAAAUUCCGCUACCGGCGUGUGGCAGGAGGCACCCAGGUGCUCGAGUUGCCCUUCAAGGGUGAUGACAUCACCAUGGUGCUUAUCCUGCCCAAACCUGAAAAGAGCCUGACAAAGGUGGAGCAGGAGCUCACCCCAGAGUUGAUGCAGGAGUGGCUGGAUGAGCUAACAGAGACGCUGUUGGCGGCUCACAUGCCUCGCUUCCGCAUUGAAGACAGCUUCAGUGUGAAGGAGCAACUUCAGGACAUGGGCCUCGUGGACCUGUUCAGCCCUGAAAAGGCUAAGCUCCCAGGUAUCGUUGCAGGAGGCCGGAAGGACCUCUAUGUCUCAGAUGCAUUCCAUAAGGCAUUUCUUGAGGUAAACGAGGAAGGCAGUGAAGCUGCAGCAAGUACCGUAGUCGGGAUCGCCGGCCGUUCGCUGAACCCCAACAGGGUGACCUUCAAGGCCAACAAGCCCUUCCUGGUUCUGAUAAGGGAAGUUGCUCUGAACACUAUUAUCUUCAUGGGUCGAGUAGCUAACCCUUGCGUUAACUAAAGUGUUCUUAUUCUUUGUAUCUCGUCCUAUUUUGGUUUGUGAAUAGAAGUAAAAAUAAAUACAACUACUCCCAUCUCACAAUUAUGAAUGGACACUGUCACCUGAAACAGACAACGAAAGGAGAAAAGGAUAGUGAUUUGGUAAAGUGAUGCUUUCAAUUGAUCUCUACGCAGUGAAAACAUCUGGAUCAAGUCAAAAUGGAGGGGGAUAUGUCACUGCUUCAUCUUCACAGACCUUAGGCAUCUGAAAGGACAGGGGGUAGCUUGAAUCCUCAGCAUACCCAUCAUACUAAAAGAAUCCAAAAAGUUUCAACAAAUUAAUAUCUAUGUAUAGAAAAGCGAUUCAAAUUUGAGUAUUAAACCAUUUAAUUCUCAAACCA